AUUAUAUCAAUCGUCGAUUCGCGUACCCAUUGCAGCAGGUGAAGUUGGAUUCUUAACAAUUCAAACAGUGUUUCGUGAAUAACCGAGAGUUAAAUUCAACCAACUAUGUCUCAACUUCCAGUGUACAAUCCUCCAUCGCCUUUCCUCGCUUACCUUCCUGCAGGAUUGGGACUAUACCGGAAAAUCAUCAUUCGAGGAAAAAUGACUCAGGAUCAGUUCAACAUCAACUUUCAGACCGGUCCGAAUGUGAACCCACGUGACGAUUGUCCUCUCCAUAUCAGCAUUCGGCCCAAGGAUCAGCACAUUUGCCGCAACACGUAUCAGUUCAAAGCCUGGGGCAUCGAGGAACGCCACGGUGGCUGUCCGAUACAGAAGAAAUCAUACUUCGACCUUCAGAUCACGGUCAAACCGGACGGGUACAGUAUUGCUGUCAACGGGUGUCACUACUGCGAGUUUGCCCACCGUCAACCGUAUGCCGCGGUUCGAUUCAUCCAUCUCGGUCCAGGAGCCGACGUGGAUGCCAUUCUGUCCGAGUAAACCAGCGAAGAAACGGGCGGAUUUCAGUAUGAGAUAAGAUAAUACGAACUCUAAUCCGAGUACUUCGACGAUAAGAAAUGUUUGUGUACGCCUUGUGUUGAACAAGACACCGAUUUCAGGGAGUUGUCAUCGAGAACAUAAAUAAACACCGCUGCAGAAAGAUUCGUCUAAAAAUCGCUCCAUUGGAUUAUCUCCCUAUAAAUUUUGUUCAAAGUGUUCAACUCUUAUUAUAGUUACACUGGAGAAAGUGAGAUACAAACGAAAUUUUUACGUCCUUUUAUUAUUGUUCUUUUGCUACAGUUAGAUUUUUGCGCGCGGACUCCUUUUUUUUUACUCUUCAAAAAUGAUUUUAUUAUCAAAUUUUCCAUUGCUUGAUAUGGCACUUUUCCGACUACCAGUAUCAAUUCCAGUCACAAAAUGAAAAUUCUAAACGGUACGCCAAAUUGAAACGAGAACGAGAGAAGGGAUGUGAACAUAUUUUGUCUAAACUCUCACUAUGUAUUUUUUUUAUAAUCGAAAGCAGUGCCUGCAAAAACUUUUGUAUCGUUUGUAUUCCUAUUGGUUUGAUUUGUAUUUUAGGUUCUUCCACUUUUUAAAAAAUCUUGUGCAUUGUCAUUUUGUUGGAAUUUUAAAACCUUUUAUUUCUUUGCCAGUAAGAAUGACGCGUCGCGUCUUAUUCUACUGGAUAGUAUUUCUAUUUUCUUUUUCUCGGCAAGAGCAUCCGUUUGCAGUAGCCAUAUAAGAAUAUGGUUUUGAUAAGUAGUUUGAAAAGUUUAAGAAUAAAAGAACUAGUAUUUACUUGUAUUGUCGUAUGGUAAUACUUUUAGCGUUUUAGGUAUAAUAAAAUGCCUGGAAAACCUAUUCGUAGUAUUUGUGUUUAUGUUAUGUAGCGCUUCGGUUAUUGGAAGAUGUAUCAAUGGUUUCGGAUGGGUUCUAAACGUCAACGGGUUCUCACGAUGUUUUGCGAAGAAAAAAAAACAAAUUGCAAAAACAUAAAAUCUCAAUUUCAAAUGACAGUCGGGGAUAAUUGUCAAUUUGAUCAAUAACUAACAUCUCUUAAAUUGAAUGGAACAGGAAACAUACGAAACGUAUUGAUCGAAACAAAAAUGAUUGUGGAUGGUUGACGUAAACUUUCUAGUUGGGAAAAAUCACAGAUUUUAAUGUAUUCAAAACAGCAUCUUUUAGACACUACACAGCGAUUUGCAGUCAAGAGUGAGUGUUGUAAGUCUUCUGUUGGGAUGGUAUCCUUGAAAAUGUUUGUACAAAUCUUUUAGUUGACCACGUUAUGACAUUUUUGUCAAUUGUAAUUUGUCUCUCCUAAAGAAGUUCCUGUUGGAAAAUUCAUCAUAGGUCGGCUGCAUCCGUGCGCACCUCGUACCUCAGGUCUCAACUUAGGCUAAGAAGAGAAAAACAAACUAUGUACCUUCGGGAAUGUCGUAUGAUGCAAUCCUUCUUUUGUGCUUUGUCAUUCCUUUGUUACCAAAUAAUCGAACCAGUUUAACGACAAGGAUGGCAACCUGCUUAUUGACAAGUCGACGGUUGAAGCCAGGUGGAAAGACAACUUUCAGACAUUGUUCGAUGGCGAGGUAGAAGAGGAGCGAAUCAGGAUUGUGAGCGACGAACAUGCUGUGGAACCACUAACACAGGACGAGGUUAAAAAGGCGAUCAAUGAGCUAAAAAAUUACAAGGCCUCUGAGAAGAGCGGCAGAAAUUUUAGAAGCAGGAAGCGAGCGGUUCCACGAUGCGAUUUACCGGAUGAUAUUUAAGAAUCUGGGCGGAUAAACAAAUGCCAGACGACUAGUCGGAAGGUCUCAUUUGCCCCAUCUACAAAAAGGGCCAUCGACUUGAUUGUAGCAUUGUUUGUCGGCGAAUACCAAGUUGGUUUUCAAGAGGGAGGCUCCAAGACGGAUCAAAUGAUUACCUUGUGACAGGUCCUAGAUAAAUUCCGGGAGUACAAACUGCAGACUCAUCAUCUGUUCGUGGUUGAAAUCCACGAACAGAUGCGAUCGAUGCAAUCAAGAGAAACGAACUUUGAAAAACUAAUGCUAGAACACGACUUUCCGACGAAACUAAUAAAGUUGAUCCGAAUGACGCUUGAGGGAUCUAAAUCAUGCGUACGAAUAGCGGGUGAGACCUUAGUCGCUUUCGUAACGUGAGCCGUGAAGUCAAAAGAGGAAUUGUAGCUGCUAGCAGAACUUUUUAUGGAUUACGUAGCCAGCUGAAGUCUCGUAGUCUGCAAACUCGCACGAAACUAGCGUUGUAUAGAACGCUGACUCUCCCGGUUGCUUUUUAUGGAUUGAUAUCGUGAAGGCAAUACAACGUGGCAGGUUACAGUGGGCUGGACAUGUGGCUAAUGUCGGAUGAAAGAACCGCAAAACUAUUUUCAGCAGAGAGGCAGGAAGAGGGCGUAGACUCCGAAGUAGACCCCGCACCUGAUGGUUAUGCGGUGUACAGGAAUAUUCACGGGCCGUCGGUGUUCGAGGCGACUGGAGACCGGUUGCUCAAUACUUUAUUGGACAUCAAUAUCACGCCACUGGCCAACCGAAAGUCGAACAUGGAAAGAUAUUUGUUGGUUGUCAUCAUCCUGUUAAGCCUGAACGUCCCGAGACUGAGCUGACGUUGAAGUUCGUGAAAGGGAAGCUGUUCGAUGAAUGGAGGGAGCGGUUGGAGAAAUCCGGUGGAAGCAGCAGUUGCGGUGUUGACGGAGAAAAAGUGCUGAAGGCACAAGUGAAUCAAAAGAAGCCGUAGAAGAAAUGCUGAUGGGAACAAGAUCGCUGCGGUAGGAGUUGAUUCGAACAGAUUCCGUUCACUGGACAACAACUUGGGUGUAUUAUAUCUAUGAUAUAACCGCAAAGUUGACGUGGAACUACGGUUGGUUUUAUAAUCGUUUGUUUGUAUUUGUCAAAUUAUUGAUUGAAUGAAACAAUUUUUGAAUUCAAUUGAAUUCAUCUUAUUUGCAGUAUAAGUGAAGAAUUUUAACAAACGCCAUGUAAUGUAAGGUUUUGAUGGUUGUGUUAGGUUUUUAGGUGGGAGCAAAAGUUUGCCCAGCUUGCAUGUAUUUGCAAUGCCAAUUUUCCCAGAUACCUUGGUUUUGAUGGCUGUGUUGGGGAAACCGUAGAUCGGGCCAAUCAAAACGGGACAGUUAGGACGUUCAGAUAGCGCUUGACAUUUUAUAGUUAUUCAAUUGCUUAUCUCAUGAAAAAUAACAUUUUAUUAAUUGUAAUAGAUGCGUAGAAAUGAUGUUUUCUAUCAAUUGAUGCAAAUAUCCUUCCGAUCUAUUAACCCUUUGCGGUCGUUUGUCUGCUCUCAGCCACCAGAGCAAGGAAGUAUACUAAUAUUGUACUUAAUGCAACUAUAUAUGAGUUCACACUUUUUUUAAAUGAAUUUUAAUGUCUACUGAAUCUGUUCACGAAU
This is a messenger RNA of Toxorhynchites rutilus septentrionalis, 3951 nucleotides long. Its product is annotated as galectin-4-like. The record is from RefSeq and is a predicted model, not a curated record. The coding region runs from base 106 to 537 and encodes 143 amino acids. Gene Ontology annotation, molecular function: galactoside binding; carbohydrate binding. Lineage: Eukaryota; Metazoa; Arthropoda; Insecta; Diptera; Culicidae. The transcript is spliced from 3 exons.